Messenger RNA from Paramecium tetraurelia, 255 nucleotides. RefSeq lists its product as uncharacterized. NCBI's taxonomy places the organism in Eukaryota, Ciliophora, Oligohymenophorea, Peniculida, Parameciidae. The record is from RefSeq and is a predicted model, not a curated record. The transcript has 2 exons.
AUGAUAAAUAUUUCGAAGCAGUCUUAAAAGGAUUCUAUGAUUACUCUUAUGUCGAUGAACAAUGUUUGCUUUAUUGGUUUGAUAAUUCUGAGGAGUGGAAAAAUGGAGCAAUGGAGGAUUUCCUAUUUAAUGAAGAAAUCGAUAAUCAUUACAGACAGACAAUUGAGUGAACCAAUGAUCAAUUGGAUGAAAUCCUAAGCUGGAUAGGAAGAGGAAUAUUAUGAAAAAGAAGCAGAAGGCAGAAGAGGGAGAUGA